AUGUGGCCCCGUCCAUCAGGGGGACAUGUCCAAGUAGAGGAGGUGAGAUUUUACAUCGUAGCGGCUUUGCGCGCUCCACAGAGGAAGGCCGAGCCCGGGGAAAGCUGGAGAAAGUCUGCAAUCAUGAGUUCUGCGGAGAACAUUCAAUUAGUGUGUGAAGGGAAGAGGCGAGUGACGGAGCCUGAGGGGCCGUGGACGGAGCGCGACAUGAAAGAGGCUGUUGUCGACCGCGCAGACAUGCAGAUAAAAGCGAGAUGCUCCACAGCUACACAACACUCUCAUUAUGGAGUCAAAGCCCCCCCUGUGCCUAACUACUGUCCCCCGCUGAGCCACACCACUGUCCCCAGCUCUGGUCGCUCUGCCCCGGGCCCUGAACGCAUAGACAUGAAAGCGCAUUGGCACAUGAAGGGAAGUACACACGGCACCUUAUUAGCCUCCAUCCUUAGCGACCCAUUAGCAGCCUUAACUGAGGUCAAGGGGGUCAGCCAGCUGCUCGGCCUCAUGCACGCUCGAUGA
Knipowitschia caucasica is the source of this 516-nucleotide messenger RNA. The record is from the annotation of a GenBank genome assembly. Lineage: Eukaryota; Metazoa; Chordata; Actinopteri; Gobiiformes; Gobiidae.